AUGAGCUCCAUUGAGGAGCAAGAAGCUCGGGCAGCUCAACCGAUGCCAACCACACCUCUGCAUCUAUCCACUCAUGAAGAAAAGGUUGACACCUGGUCAACUCGCGAGAAGCUAGUGCUGGCUCUCAGCGUCGCUACAAGAGGAGACCAGAAUUGGACUGGAUUCAGGCAAACGAUUAAGCAUUACGCUGAAAAGGAUCGACCAGUGGAUUUUUUCAGCAACAGAUCAUGUGCUACUCAGUAUCGCAAAAUGCUUGAGGAAAUUGAAGCUCCCAAGCGCCGAAGAGAAAAGAAGGAGGAUAAAAAGGGCCGUAGCGCUGAAGAAGUUCCUCAAGAGCUGAUUAUUAAGAAGUGUAAGGAUGAGCACUUGGCGGAGCUGGGAAAUCGCAUCAAAGCACAAAUCACCGAAUAUUGCGAAAAUCUAGCUAUUAUUGAAAAAAUCAAAAGUGGCAACUACGAUAAGAAGUGGUAUGCUGAAAUAUGCAAACAAGUCAAGCGGGAGAUUGAGCUGAAGAAGCAGAAGGAACAACAACAGCAAGCAGCUACAGCUCAACCGCCGCCUCCAACAACACCAGUCAAAUCAGCGCUCAGUAGUGCAGAGACUGUGCAACCACCAGCAACGCCCACUGUGUCUGUGGCUCAAGCUGCCACUACUGGUGAUAGUGUGGAUGCUUCUCAAUUGAAUGAUAAGACGGGCACUGCUUCGGUGGGCAAAGAUGAAACCAUUCCGACGCCAAAGGCGACCGUCGUUGAGCCAGUGACCUCACCGCGCAUUACUCGCUCUCCCGAGAAGGCGAUCACUAGCCCCAGUUCUUCUUUGCCUAAACUGAACUCACCACCAGCCGCUGUUUUGCCCAGGCUCAAGUCGCCAGUUAAGGCCAGCCAGGUGGUUGAAGAUGUCAAAAGUGAACAAUCGAAAUUACCUCCAGUUCUUCAAGAUGCUAAAGAUAAGCUGGCAGACAAAACUGCGGUUGAAACUGCUUCAGGUGGAACCCUUAAAACGGACACUGAUGAAGGAAAAUCGGUUGCCACUACAACAACCUCUGCCGCUGCGACUUCGAAAGAAGUUGCCGUUGUUGAAAAGGCAAAGAAAGAGCCGCCAACUACAGAGGUCACUAAAAGCGCCAUUCCUACGCCCCUCCAAUCAAGGAACAUCAUUGCACUUGAACACGAGAAUAGCAAUGAUACCAUUGAAGAGAUGGAGGUGGACAGUGUUCCGGUAAAGGCAGUUCUGAAAACUGAAAGCCAACUGAAAGAAACAACAAAGGCGGGAAGUAAGGCUAUUGAUCCAGUCAAACAGGAAACUCCCGCCGUCUCAAAGGAUGUCACAGCAAAGGCGGCAGAAAAGGCGAUUGUUGCUGAGACUGCUGCAACGCCGGUUGCCGCCGCUUCUUCAAAGACCGAAGAGGCGGCGCCGAAAGGUGUAAAACGAAAGGAGCCAUCAACUGAAGGAGAGGAGCCAAAGCUGAAGGCAGCCGUCUCUACUCCAGCUGAAAGCACUGUCGUCAAGAAGGAAGAGGAAAGCUCAGUGGCAAAUCCAAUUCCAGCUAGUACCCUUGAAGGUUCUACUACAAAAACUACCGAGGAGUCCACCGAAUCAUCAACGCCGGCAACGCCAGCUGAGCCGCCGGCAAAGAGGAAAUCGCGUAGCAGGGUCCCCAAGACGCCCAGCUCUAUGAAUACUCGCUCCACGCGAUCUCAGACCCAAAUAAAGGUGGAGCAGAAGGACGCCAGUAGUACGACGCCGGUGUCGGCAGGCAGGGGCGGCGGCGCAGAAAGAGCCAGCAGCAGAGGAGCAUCCACCAGCUCAAAACGCAACCUGUCCAACAGCAUCGACGACACCAGCCUGGACAAUGUCUACAGUGAGGAGUCGAGUGAUGUGGUGGGGACCGCCGCGGCAGCUGCUGCUGCUGCUGCAAACAGCACUGAGAACGACUCCACUGACACCAGUGACCCCGCCCCCAUGCCGAUUGACAACUUCUGGCGCAGAGCGGCCCUCAAGGUCAUGACCACCAUUCAGGCGAACAAGCACUCUGGCCUUUUCGCCACGGAGAAGAGCGAGGCCAGUAUGAAGGUGCGGGACUAUGGGACCCGCCUCAUCGAUCUGAACUCCAUUAAGAAACGCAUCAACGACGGGCAUAUUCGCGACUGGGUCAAAGUCGACCGAAGAAAGACUCGCGGCUCGAUAUCAGUGGAAAAGCCCGCCGGCAGUAAAAAGCGCUAG
Molecule: messenger RNA, 2223 nt
Organism: Rhagoletis zephyria (snowberry fruit fly)
Lineage: Eukaryota; Metazoa; Arthropoda; Insecta; Diptera; Tephritidae
Source: RefSeq, a predicted model, not a curated record